Neurospora tetraspora is the source of this 7300-nucleotide messenger RNA. RefSeq names its product Mus7/MMS22 family-domain-containing protein. Gene Ontology annotation, biological process: replication fork processing; double-strand break repair via homologous recombination. Lineage: Eukaryota; Fungi; Ascomycota; Sordariomycetes; Sordariales; Sordariaceae. Gene Ontology annotation, cellular component: nucleus; Cul8-RING ubiquitin ligase complex. Bases 126 to 7073 code for a protein of 2315 amino acids. The transcript has a single exon. The record is from RefSeq and is a predicted model, not a curated record.
CGCGUCUCAACAUUGAAAGCACGUUGCCUGCCUGGACGACCAGCCGUUCGCCUCCUACAUUUGUUAAGGGCCCAUACCAAUACGAAGGCAAAAGAAUGUCCCCGACGACAUGAACAGCAAAAGUCAUGAAAAACUGGAGGGAAUUGGGCGAAGUGCCGGGUUCGGACGAGGACGACGACAGCAGCUUCGACGACGAUGAUAUCGAUAUUGACAACUUGGACCAAAUCAUUACCGAGCCCGAAUCGCAAAGUGUCAAGCUUCCCGAAAGCGCGGUUGUCAAUUAUGUUGGAAGUGAUGCAAAGGGACAGGAUGUUCCGCCAGAAGAAGGAGAUGUCGACAUCCUGAAAGCGCCCCAGGAGGAAUCUCAACACUCGGAGAAGGGCAUAUGGGAUAUUCCAAGCUCCCCAAUUACACGAAGCUCGGCCAAACCAGUUCCAGCUCCUCAACCCGUGAACGAGAGCCCCGUACCAAGCGAAAAGCCCGAUGACGAUCAAGACUCCCCGUUGUCUCCUGCGAAAAGCGACAUCUGGUCAUUAUCCUCUUUAUCUCAAUCCCAGGAUGCGAAAAACUCGGAUUUGCCGGUUCUGGAGGUUAGGAUACCACAGACGAUACCUGGGAGGGAAGCAUACUUGAAGGAAGAUGUACCCAAGAGCCCAGCCAGAACUGCCAAUGCUACAAUCCCUUCGUCACCCUCCUCAGACGGUACGAUUACACCCAGACCACGCCAAGUAUCGCAAGCUAUAUCCGACCAGCCCCCAAGUGAUGGUUCUACGCUGGGUGAUUUAGAAGAAGGCGAGCAGACGACGGGGCGACGUUCUCUCCGCCCGCGGAAGCCUAUCCAACAACAUCCAUAUCUCCUGGAAAAUGUUCGGUACGCAAAAGUGAUGAAGUCCCAUGGCAUCAAACCUAUCAAGGUGGUCUUGCAAGAUUCUCAACGUAAAAGAAAGGCCCAUGAAGAGGACUCUCAAGAACAAGAUUUCCUCGAUGAAGAGAGUCAAGAGACAACUCGCGGCGAACCUACACAGGUCACAGAAGAGAGCGGGCCAAUCCUCUGGGAUGACGAUGACGAGUUAGCACUAUCGCCUUCGCCGCCAAAGACGUCAUCCCCUGCCCGCCAUCUACGUGCUAGUAGCGUGUUAAACAGCGGUAACCAGACGGAUAUUACGGCCUUGUCCGAUGCCGAAGAGUUCCCUGAUUUGGACCGUCUCCAAUCCAGACCAUCCGAGGCACAUAAAAGACUCCUAAAGCGACAAAGCUCGAGUCUCCUGUCAGCGAAGCGCAAAAAACAGAGGACUGUAUCUAAUUCCCCACUAACUGCUUCUCCAAUUGGACGUUUCAGGAUACCACCUGCAUCAAUAUGGGACCUGUCUCCGUCUCCUACUACACUGCGGGCACCCAUCGAACCAUCGCAAGAUCUGGGCCUUACGCAGCGACCAGGCCUUCGGAGGCUGGCAAGAUCCCCUUCGACCUCUCGUACAGGACCUGUACAGCCAGUCGAAUCACAUGAAGAACCAGUCGGGUCCCCCAUCUUUAUCAGGGACGAUAGCGACAGUCCUGCUAGCGAAGAGAGUGACUUGGAAUCUUUGUCUCAUCCACAUCACUCAGACAGUGAGUCGGAUGUAAUUCGCGAGACUGGUCGGAAAAUUCGUGGUGUGCUGCCGGCAUCAUGGCUGCGACUGGACCAGAAGAAAGAUGGGCCCGCUGCUCGCCACAAUGCCAAAAAUGAUCAUGAACCCCCAAUAGAUCGACUCAAUCGAAAGGGCGUUGCUCUUCCAAAACAAACGUCCCCAAAAAGACUGUCUGCGACCCAGUUCCCGUUUGACCUGGCCGAUGAAUCGGAAGAAGAGGCAACUCAAGCACAAAAUAAGGCACCGGCUGUUAGUCGAUCUAGCCCUACACGGUCGACUCGUCAGGUCAUAACCCUGGAUGAUGACGAAGACGGCUUCAUGAUCGAGGAGGACUCCAUCGAUGCUAUGUUGGCCGGGCGAAGGAAGAGGGCUGGCUCUCCUAGUCUGUCCCGAGGGGCAAAGAAGCCAAAGAGUGGUAAAGCCACUCGGCAACCCAAGAUAACCCAGUCAUUCUCUAGGUCAAAGAGUGCCUCUGGCUCAUUACCAUCGGCCAAGGGCACGGCGAAAUCUUACCGCAAGCCAAGAGGUGGUGCCUCCGCAAAACCUAGCUCCCGAAAGAGAGCAGCAACACCGCCGCUUCUCAGUAUCUUGGAUGUCAUUGAACCUAAUGCCCCAAAGUUCCUCAAGAUCGCAGCUCGUUCGGUCAAGAAGAGGUCGGAUUUGGGGAAGAGUAGUCCCACCAGAAAGGCUAUUAGGUUCGCUAACCGCCAAGAUAACAUCGACGCACUUUCUAUUCUUCGGGACUGGAAGUCCGGCAAGACACGGCCGCGAGUUGCGGCGCCUCCAAGGAAGAGACCUGAGCCGAAGACUACUAGAGCAGUCCUCGGGGAGGUAUCGAACAAUGUUGAGCACCAACCUUCAUCCACUCAACCGCCGCCUUCUUCACUUCUUCCACGAAAGCUGGUUGUCAAGAAAGCUAGCGCGAGGAAACCCGUGGCAAACAAUUCCGAUGGGCCAAGGUCAAUGUCCAGGCAUCCGUCACGAACUACAAUCCAUGAACGCGGCCCGGCCACACGACAAGCGCAGUUAGAGACGAGCAUAUAUGAGGAUCCGCAGAAACGGCUUAAGAACAAGAAGCGAUCUCUUGAUGCUCUGUUCAGGCAAGACCGAAGAGCUCAGCGCGCACCGAGCCUUGAUCGCUUGGAGCCUGUUCUUGACGUUGGCAGAGGAACAUCGCCGGAACCGUUUAUUUUGGAAGGGCAGGACGAUUCUGUCACCGAGGUGGCACCAUUCGCUCCGAGGCCCAAGGCUGCAAACGACAAAUCCCGUUAUCGCAAGAGACGAGCCCCUCAGCAUGUCGAUGUUGAAGCCCCGCAGUACACGCGAGCAGAUGACCCUUUGCCAGCUGCCUUUGCCGUGGUUGAGGAGCAGGCCAAGCAAAAAGACGUCGACAAACUCAGUGGGCUGGGGCCAUAUGGGACGCAAUACACCCACCACUUUGAAGUCUUCCCCCUUGAUCAUGGUACGUUCUUCCAUGAGAGCACCAUCAUCGGACGCGGCUAUGUCAAGAAGGCGGUCGAGCCCGGGUUCUCGGAGAGGAUUCGUCGGCCAAGGCCGACCGUGUCUUUCCUCUUCCAAGGACAGUCACUUAACUGGGGCAUGUGGGAUGAUCAAGUCUCGUCAGAGCUUGGUAUACUUGUCGACUGGGUGGCUGAACAACUCGAAACCGGAAGUAAGGAGGAUACGGAAUUUGCGGGUCGCAAAGCCACUGAUGCAGCUAACUUUGUCCUGGAAUAUGUCCUCGAUGCACUUCGCGUUCAGGAUGACAUUGGGGAAAAUGCAUUCGUGUCCAGAUGGUCGGAGGUCAUGGCGAGCUUCGUUGGCCGAUUCGAAGCGCUUGACUGGCGGUCGUUGCGAGAACAAACCAAGAAGAUGUCCCUGGAUAUAGCUACCCGCUUGUGCCUAGCGAUGCUCCCAAUAUACCUGAUGGCACAGUCGUCUGGCGAUGAUCCCCUACAAAGCAUGAAGCUUGAAGGACUUCUCACCAAGCUUUCCAAGGUGGCCAUCACUGGAGCGCUGAGCUGUGGGCUUGAGGAUGUUAGGACUCUCUAUGGCGAACUACAGCGUCCUUCGUUUCGAGAACGCGGUAUUCGGCCGAACCAGGUGCUUGCUGUAUGCUGGGUCGUUCUCAUGCAUACCCUAGAAAGCGCCGGUAUUCCGCGCAGUAUGUUCUGGGAUGUUGUUCACUCAGUCAUGCUCACGCCUGAUGUCGUGUCCGGGUCGGAUGCUCAGGUGUUUGAGCGUCUUUGGCAGGACAUGUUCACCUUGUUGCCUCUGGGCGAAAUUGACAACAUGGGUAUCCUUCUUCCAGGGUUGAGAAACACCGUUCCCUUGGAGGGCUGGACACUCCCUCAGAAGCUUAUGAAGCGCGUGUUCGAGCUGUACAAGUCCAACCAGCGCCAGUCCCCUAGCUUCAACGAGUACUGCCGGGCUUUGAUCGGCCGCUGCUACUUCCUCGUCCAACAAUGGGGUUGGCGCAGGUGUACUGGAAUCAUCGGUACCAUCUUCGACUUUUUCGGCUCGCAAAAUCUCUGCCAUUUGAGGAAUGAACAGGUCUACAAGUCUCCUCGCUUCCUGGAAGAGCUCGCUAAUGGCCCUUCUCUGGCCAUUGAGACGGAAGAUCGUUGCUUCCACAUCUUCAUCAAACUGUUGGCUCUGACCAUUCAACACCUUAAGCAACUGGGGCGGACAAAAGAUAUCCGGAAUCUUGUCGCAAGGACACUUCCCAACCAUGACCGACAGUACCUCAAAGAGGACACAAUACAUGAACGUGACCUUGCAGCCUUAAGGAACCAUCAUGAUCUCCUCUGCACGCUUUUCUGGGCUGCCCCGCCGGAUCUUAGGCCGCGUGUUGACCUGAUAGAGCGACUGAUCACUCCUAGCAAUGCUCACAAGGAGGCUUGCUUGAUCAACAUUCGAGCAUGGAGUCAGCUCGCUCGCCUCGUCGUGUCGAAUGGUGAGGGUAGCACUGCGUUCAGGCCCUUUACCAUAUGGAGGAACAACUUGUUCAACCAGAUCUUGGACCAGUACAUGUCUGCAGAGUCCGAUAUCGAGCAGCAGUUUAGGGCGCUGUCUGCAGAGAAUAUGCGGAGUAUCGAUGCAGCAUGGCGGGACGAGCUUAUCGCAAGAAACAAGGCCACGGCCCUGGACAUUCUUCACACUUCAGCCAGAGCAUCUCUCGAUGUGCUCAAGCACGCAAAAUCUCUCGAAGCAACCAUCUACACGCUGAACGUCACUCAGUUGCAAAAGAUGUGUACUACCCUGCACUUUGGCUCUCCGGGCUUUGACUGGGGCAUCCUCCAUGUGGCUCUCGACACACAUGAGCACUUCCUGGGCUGGAUUGAAAAGUCUUCUGAGGAGCAGUACUCUAGCAAUGAGUCUACUGCGGAUGUCGACCCGAGGCAGUUGGAGGAUGCCAUUCUGCUGCUUCGCGAGAAGCUCACCAAAGAGUUCUUCUGGGUGGCCAGGGAAUUACUUGCCUUGCCACUGAAAUCACUUACAACCUUCGGCAAGCAAACCGAGCAGGUCGCCUGUAUCGAAAAGACGGUGACGCUGGCUGCUAAACUAGCCGCCCGGUUCAUCCAGGAGCGAGUCACCCAGGUGUUGCCCUACUUCCAGCCCGGCAAGUACGGGCUCUUCCCCGACAUCCCCAAGAACAUGACCGGUGCAGAGAGGAGAUGGCUCCCCCUCUUUAUCGCCACUCUCGUCAAGAAGAACGUCUUCGACUUCAAAGACAUCGAGACAAACAUUCUCUCCCUCUGGGUCCAGUCCAUCAUCAAGCCCAUGCGCUUCCUCGGCUACGAGACCUACCUCGCCGAAGUCCUCCAGCAGCGCGGCCUCCCUUUUCUUGUAGGGGCAAACGUUUCAGCCGGCAUGACGCCAGACUACAACAUCCAUUUAGACCUCUUCUUCCACGCGAUCCACUACAUGCGCAAGGCUCUCCGCGGAGGGGGCGAAGGAGAAGCCGGUGCAACCCCAUCGGCACCUUCUACGGCAUCGUCAGCCCAGUCCGUCCGCCGCCAAAGAGAGGAAUUCUCCCAAACCCUCCAACUAGCCAUGACCGAGAUCCAAAAAGACCUCUCCCUCCUCCGCUCCCUCGCCCUUUCCUCAGACCCCACAGCAGCCUCUACAGAAGAACACAAAGAAUACAUGGCCUUCGCCCACGAGCUCAUCUCCCUCAUCAAAUCGCACGGCGUCGGCAUCGUCGUCGUCGACUCCUUCUUCCUUACCCCCUCCGAUUCCUACUCCCCGCCCUUGCAAGACCCGCAACUACAUACAGCGGGCAUCAUGGCCUACGGCGUCCGCCUGUCCGAGAAGGACGCACCCGCGGCGUCGCAGCUUUUUUGGUACCUGUUCAACAACUUCAAGGUGGCACUGGCUAACGAUGGGCUGAAAGAGGAGAGAGGGAUCUUGGAGCGGGCGUUGGGGGAUGCCAAAAUGACGGGGGGCAGGGAAUUCAUGACGUUCAUGUUGGAGGUGAUGCUGCCUGUUGUUGUGCAGGUUGCGGGCAGAAUGGAGCAGGAUCAGGAUCACGAGGGCGAGUUUGGGUCGGUGUUGUUGGAGUGUUAUGCUGGGGCGGUGGUGGGAGUGUUGACGAGGAGUUGCGUGCCGAGGGAGUUGAGGGGGGAGGAUGUGGAGGUGCAUGUUGUUGAGGUUUUGCGGAGUGUGGUGUGGUGGUGUGAGCAGAUGUGGAUGAAGAGAGGGAAGGGGAGGGCGGAGGCGUAUAGCAGGGAGGAGGCGCGGAGGAAGGAGGAGGUGCAGAGGAGGGAUUUGGCGCUGUUGAAUCAGUUGGUCGGGUUGUGUGUGGCUUUGCAGCCGAGUAUCAUUCCGGCGGUGAUUACCCUUGGAAACAAGAAGAAGGAACCACAGAGACAAAGGGAGGAGAAGGUGAAGGCGUUGGUGGACAUAGUGGACGUGGUGUCGAAGUUGUUUGAUGGGGCGAGGGAGUGUAUAAGACGGUUUAUCUCCCCGGAGCUGAAGGACUGUGCUGAUGUGGAAGAACGCCCCGGUUACCCGACCGGACUCAUUCGAGUCGAAUGUCUUCUGAGAGGACUGCCUUCCACAUUUUCCGAGUUCUCCCAGCAGGCGAGGGUCAACCCGCGUGUGCAGAGACAUGUCACUGCUAUCGUCAAGGAUAUGUCGAACAACUGGAUGAUUUCGGAUGGUCGGGUGACUACACGGUUUACUGCCGCCGCCGGUGGCCCCGCGAGAGUCCCUGGGCAGCAGCAGCAACAUUUACCAUCAAGCACGCAGUCUACUACUGGUGCCGCUCCUGCUAGAAGCCAGGGGACAGGCUACACAGUCAGGAACAGAGAGGAGCUGCUGUGGGAUCUGUAUGCCCGGCUUGAGGAGUGGAAGCUGGGCGAGGGCUCUGAUGAUACACUCGGUUACCGGAGGGAUAGGGGGGAAUUGUGGGAUGAUGAGAUGUUUCAUGUUUUAGUCUAGGCCGGGCAAAGGGCGUUGAGGUGGUCAUGAUGGUUCUAGAGAUUAUCCGCAUGGAUUGUUUAUGAAGUGGAUUAAGCAAUGGACACCACGGAUAUGCUGGCGUGACGCGACUCUUGGAUAGUGCAAAAGCAAUAGAGGAAUCAUCCAACAUUAAUAGUCGUAUCUCCGUAUUCGAAAACCAUGCUGUCCAAAGUCGUGAUAUGUCCAUGGUGUUGUUGCUGUCAAAG